CUUUAUGGGCUGUAGCUCUCAGACUGUGAUCUUGGAAGCUUAUAAAUAAUAGUCUUCAAAGCUUAAAAAGAUAAUUUAAAGCUUAUUAAGAAUUUUUGCUCGAUGAAAUACAAGUUUAUAGAUAUUGGCGCUAACUUGACGGAUGCGAUGUUUAAGGGCAUUUAUCAUGGGAAAACAUGCCAUCCUGGCGAUCUGUCGAGUGUUCUUAAGCGCAGUUUUAAUAGCGGGUUAGAAAAACUGAUCAUAACAGGAGGAGAUUUAAAAGAGAGUGAAAAAGCACUAUCUCUCUGCUACUUGGACGAAAGACUUUACUGCACUGUUGGUUGUCACCCAACACGUUGUUUGGAGUUUGAGACAUUCCCUUCUAGCCACAGUUCCGAAAGUUAUUAUCAUAAUCUUCUAGCUUUAGCCAAAUUGGGCAUCCAGCAAGGAAAAGUUGUUGCCUGUGGGGAGUGUGGGCUCGAUUAUUCGGAUCGUUUGCGAUUCUGCCCUAAACAAGUUCAAAUGAAAUACUUUGAAAAACAAGUUGAACUUGCCGGAGAGUUAAGCUUACCUCUGUUUCUUCACUGCCGCAACUCGUUCAACGACUUUUUUGAGAUUUUGAAUAGAAAUCGCGACUUGAUUAUUGGUGGGGUUGUUCAUUCUUUUGACGGUAGCCUAGAAGAGGCUUUGCGCUUCGUUGAGUCCGGCUUUUUUAUUGGCAUAAACGGCUGUUCGUUAAAGACGGUUGCUAACCUGGAAGUCGCUCGGGCCAUCCCUGCGGAACAUUUACUUUUAGAAACGGACAGCCCCUGGUGUGAAAUUCGUCCUUCCCACUCCAGUUAUGCUCUUGUUAAAACAAGGACUUCCAAUACUGAAAAACGCGAUAAAAGGAGGUGGUCCGAAGAUUGUCAAGUGAAGAGCAGAAAUGAACCGUGCAACAUUGUUCAGGUUUUGGAAGUUAUCGCGGAUUUAAAAAAUGUUGAUCCUGUCGAGUUGUCUGAAACCAUAUAUGAAAAUACAGAAACACUAUUUUUUAGAAAGAAAAAGCAAUAG
Zophobas morio is the source of this 1035-nucleotide messenger RNA. RefSeq names its product deoxyribonuclease TATDN1-like. NCBI's taxonomy places the organism in Eukaryota, Metazoa, Arthropoda, Insecta, Coleoptera, Tenebrionidae. The transcript has 13 exons. The record is from RefSeq and is a predicted model, not a curated record. Bases 103 to 1035 code for a protein of 310 amino acids. Gene Ontology annotation, cellular component: cytosol. Gene Ontology annotation, molecular function: 3'-5'-DNA exonuclease activity.